Messenger RNA from Delphinapterus leucas (beluga whale), 1464 nucleotides. RefSeq names its product adaptor related protein complex 1 subunit sigma 1 (gene AP1S1). Gene Ontology annotation, biological process: intracellular protein transport; vesicle-mediated transport. Gene Ontology annotation, cellular component: AP-1 adaptor complex; membrane coat. Lineage: Eukaryota; Metazoa; Chordata; Mammalia; Artiodactyla; Monodontidae. The record is from RefSeq and is a predicted model, not a curated record. Gene Ontology annotation, molecular function: clathrin-cargo adaptor activity.
UGAACCUCGGCGGACGGGGCGGGGCUUCAAGAGAGAGGGAGGGAAGGAGGCAAAAGGAUAAGAACGGGAGUGGAGCUGGCGCCUACGGUGGCCGAAGAGGCACGCGCAGGGCCAGAGGCUGCAGGAUGAUGCGAUUUAUGCUGCUGUUCAGCCGGCAGGGGAAGCUGCGGCUACAAAAAUGGUACCUGGCCACCUCAGACAAGGAGCGAAAGAAGAUGGUUCGGGAGCUUAUGCAGGUCGUUCUGGCUCGCAAGCCCAAGAUGUGCAGCUUCCUGGAGUGGAGGGACCUCAAAGUUGUCUAUAAGAGAUAUGCCAGCCUCUACUUCUGCUGUGCCAUCGAGGGCCAAGACAAUGAGCUUAUCACGCUGGAGCUGAUCCACCGGUACGUGGAGCUCCUGGACAAAUACUUCGGCAGCGUUUGCGAGCUGGACAUCAUCUUCAACUUUGAGAAGGCCUACUUCAUCUUGGAUGAGUUUCUGAUGGGGGGUGACGUCCAGGACACCUCCAAGAAGAGUGUGCUGAAGGCUAUCGAGCAGGCGGACCUGCUGCAGGAGGAGGAUGAGUCGCCACGCAGUGUGCUGGAGGAGAUGGGUCUGGCCUAGCCUCCGCCCGGGGCCACGUGGAGAUGUGGGGAGCUGGUGGAGAGGCAGGGCAUCGGUGGCCCUUUUCUUGGUGGGACCCAGCUGCCCCUCCUCUGCUGCCUCACCUUCUUUUGCCGUGAGCUGCGGGCUCAGGACCCUCAAACAUUCCCUCCCUCCACCCCCUACCUCCUGUUUCCCCUUUUCCCACUGGAGGUUUUAGGAGCUAGGAGGCAGGAAAAUGUGACCAAGUUGGGGGUGCUAUUUGGCUUUCAUCCCCUGCCUUUGAAGAACUAAUGUCACCCCAAACUCCCCCCCCACCCUUAUAACUGUAAAUAUAUAAAUAUGUCAGGUUAAAGGGAAAAGGUUUUCAGGGCUCUUCUCUUCUCCCUGCCCCAUAACCUACCUCCAGCCCUCCCCGCAGCCAGCCAGGGCAGCUUCUCUGCCUGGGAGGGGGACCUCCGUGUCUCCAGAGGGAAGUCCUUUUCCCUCAUCUGUCUCCUCCCCUUCCUUCUUGGCUGCAGUGGGGCCUCCGUUCAGUUCCAGGGGAGGAGCAACAUAGUUAAUUUUUUUCUAACCUUGCUACUUUGAGGAAAGGGAGGGCUGGGGGAAGGGUAGGCUUUACAGAAGACUGGGCCCUGUCCCUCCUUCACUCCGAGUUCCCAGUGAGGCAGGAGCUAAGUGGGUGGGGUGGGGAAAGUGUCUGAUUUUUUUUUCUUUUCCUCUAAAAUAAAAGGAAAAGCAUUUCUGGACUUUGCCUGGCUUAGGCUCUGUGAAGGAGGGCUGCUGCGAUCAGUCAGGACGGGAAAGCAACACUGCCCGUUCCACUCAUCCCUGGAACUAGGGUUGCCAGAUUUAAGGCCAAAAAAAAAAAAAAAAAUGAAGA